Messenger RNA from Tilletiopsis washingtonensis, 868 nucleotides. RefSeq names its product putative GSP1-GTP-binding protein of the ras superfamily. Gene Ontology annotation, cellular component: cytoplasm; nucleus. The record is from RefSeq and is a predicted model, not a curated record. Lineage: Eukaryota; Fungi; Basidiomycota; Exobasidiomycetes; Entylomatales. Gene Ontology annotation, molecular function: GTP binding; GTPase activity. The coding region runs from base 34 to 687 and encodes 217 amino acids. The transcript has 6 exons. Gene Ontology annotation, biological process: ribosomal subunit export from nucleus; protein import into nucleus.
ACCCACCCAACACCCCCACACACACUCGUCACCAUGGCCGACCCCGCUGCCUCGAUGCCCACCUUCAAGCUCGUGCUCGUCGGCGACGGCGGCACUGGCAAGACGACGUUCGUCAAGCGCCACCUGACGGGCGAGUUCGAGAAGAAGUACAUUGCCACGCUCGGCGUCGAGGUGCACCCGCUGCAGUUCCACACCAACUUCGGCCCCAUCUGCUUCAACGUCUGGGACACCGCAGGCCAGGAGAAGUUCGGCGGCCUGCGCGACGGCUACUACAUCCAGGGCCAGUGCGGCAUCAUCAUGUUCGACGUCACGGGCCGCAUCACGUACAAGAACGUGCCCAACUGGCACCGUGACCUCGAGCGCGUGUGCGAGAACAUCCCGAUUGUGCUGUGCGGCAACAAGGUCGACGUGAAGGAGCGGAAAGUCAAGACGGGCGCCGUCACGUUCCACCGCAAGAAGAACCUGCAGUACUUUGAGAUCUCGGCCAAGUCGAACUACAACUUCGAGAAGCCGUUCCUGUGGCUCGCGCGCAAGCUCGUCGGCAACCCGACGCUCGAGUUCGCCGCCGCGCCCGCGCUGGCGCCGCCGGAGGUGCAGGUCGACGAGGCGCUGAUGGCCAAGUACAACACGGAGCUCGAGGCGGCUGCCGCUGCGCCGCUGCCCGACGAGGACGAUGGAGACCUCUAAGCGGCUGCCGUCUGUGCAGGCUGUGCGCGCAGGGCUGUCUCAUCUCGCGCCGCUGCCCCAAGCGCCGCAUCCCAACCCUAAUGUCGCCCGGGCGUACGCCUACCGGCUGCGUCUCUCGCCCGCUCGCGUCCCCUGCAUCGCCCCGCCCGACUGCGUCCCCGUACUAAAAUCAAAGACCCGC